AUGCAUGGGUUGUACGUCUUCGGCCGCAGGAAACGAGUGUUAGUAGACACUGGUACGGGCGCGUCCCGGGAGCCAACGGCCGCGGCCCCGCACUCGCCGGGCGCCACGCCGCCCGCCGCCCUGCCUCACCAGGUCAGCCUACAUUCAACGACACGACACGAAAUCCUUUAUCAGGACCAUCAUCUUCAACACUUCUGUGAUCCAGGUAAGAAGAAUAAAACGUGGAAGCUGUUUCAAGAUAUGGGUACAGAUAAAUUGUGCGACAGCGAGCCGGACCGCGUGGAAGUAUACUAUUUCGAGCACGGCAGCUGCGAGUUCCUGGCGACAUGCGGCGGGGGCGGCGGCCGGCCGACGGUCGUGGAGCGGGCCGCACGCCGGUCCUCGCGCCUGGCCGCCUCGCUGCUGGCCGAGCUGCUGGCCGCGCCGCAGCUGGCGCUGGCGCUGCCGGUGGCGCUGGCGCUGCAGGUGGCACGCUGCGUGCUGGUGGGCGUGCGCGGCGCGGCGGCGGGGCUGGUGCAGACCAUGUCGGACUACGCACUGAAGCCGGCGCUGGCGCUGGCGUUCAACGCACUGCUGCAGCCGCUGCUGGUGUUCGCGGCCAACGUGUCGCGCGGGCUGCGCGCGGCGCUGCGGCCGCUGGCGGCGGCGCUGGCCGACGUGCUGGAGCCGGCCGCGCGCCUGCUGGCCGCCGUGCGCCUCGUCGACGUGCACGUCGCCUGCGCGCCGCGCGCCUAG
Messenger RNA from Spodoptera exigua (beet armyworm), 735 nucleotides. The record is from the annotation of a GenBank genome assembly. NCBI's taxonomy places the organism in Eukaryota, Metazoa, Arthropoda, Insecta, Lepidoptera, Noctuidae.